Oppiella nova is the source of this 1380-nucleotide messenger RNA. NCBI's taxonomy places the organism in Eukaryota, Metazoa, Arthropoda, Arachnida, Sarcoptiformes, Oppiidae. The record is from the annotation of a GenBank genome assembly.
CAAAUAUUACAAAUCAUACGGAAGUAAUUCUCGCAUUUGUUUCACAUAUUUAUUUCUUUUCAACUCAUUUCAUACAAUUAUCUGAAAUAAAAAUCGAUUUCGCAGUCGAUUUGAUCUCUGAUAUCAAUUAAUAAGUUUGUGAACAACUGUUUAGCGACGACCCCGAGCAAAAUGUCGAGUCCUCCCUGGAAAGAGGCCUCUUCGCUGAUAAUCGUAUCGCGCGCUGCGGUCACCGACAAAGUCGGUCGCAAUUCACCGAAAACGGGACAACAGAUAACCGGCGGACGGAACUCUUCGACGGCCUGUGACUACCGGAUAAUGAUGGUUAAGAGGAGUGGUCUGAGCUCUUUCAUGGCCUCUGCCUUCGUCUUUCCCGGCGGUAAAGUAGAAGUCGCCGACUAUUCGCCCAAAUGGUGGAAACUCUUCGAGACGUUAGGUCUCACGCGAAGUGAUUUGGAGGUGUUCUCGACGUGUGUUGUGGGCCCCCGACCGCCGAUGAUUACGGAACCGCUCACUAUCUCUGAAGCUAAACGCGACGCAUCGGAAGACGUGGAUUAUCUUCACGCAGAUGUUGGACUCAGAAUCGCUGCCAUAAGAGAGACAUUUGAAGAGACAGGUGUCCUCCUAUUAACUCAGCCCCCAUUAUCUCAUGAGUCAACUAUGGGUUCACUGUCACGGCGAUCGACACCAUUGGUUCCCAUUUCAGACUUGGAUGACAUGAGUAUAGACUUAGUUGAGUGGAGAGAAAAAGUCCGAACAAAUCCAAACGCAUUCCUCGAGUUAUGUCUGGAGACGGGCCUCUGUCCUGACUUAUGGUCAUUGUAUGAGUGGUCGGAUUGGUUGACACCCAUAAGUGUUGGUCACAAGAGAUUUGAUGCAUUGUUUUAUAUCUGUUGUCUGGAGACCGAACCGAAAGUAGUUCUCGACAACUCUGAAGUGACAACCCUUUCGUGGUGCACACCUAUAGAGAUGCUGGAAGAGCACAGUCAGGAAAGGGUGUUCUUAGCGCCGCCACAGGUCUACGAACUCUCGCGGAUUCAUAAUUUGCCAAAUUUUAAAGCCGUUCAGGAAUUCGCUCUCAAAAGACAAUCAAUGGGUAUCGAGCGCUGGCUUCCAGUCAUCUCCACCUACAACGACGGCGCCAUAUCUCUGUUACCCGGUGACGACAGCUACCCCUCAGUGCCUGACAUCAUUGGGAAGAAACCGAUUCCAGACUUUCCUCAAUCAUUAGAAGAGAUGAGAGCCAAAGCCGUUCACAUGAAUCGUCUGGAGCUGCGGGGACCGACAUGUCAGGCCUAUUGCAAUAUUAAGCUCGAUUGCGGUCAUCUGUCGCCCUUUACCUACCCUCCCAUCACCACAACCGUCCAGUCGAUGCUCUAA